This is a messenger RNA of Trichobilharzia regenti, 298 nucleotides long. The record is from the annotation of a GenBank genome assembly. NCBI's taxonomy places the organism in Eukaryota, Metazoa, Platyhelminthes, Trematoda, Strigeidida, Schistosomatidae.
UUUCAAAGCUUCUCCAAGACAGAAAACUGAGAGAGCUCAAUUACAAGAGACUGUGAAUCGUCUUGAAGGUGAAUUAGCUGCUCGAUCUGAUGCAUUACGUAGAGCAGCAAUAGAUGCAACGCGUAUACAAAUGGAGCAUGAAUUAGAAUUGAAAAAUAGAACAAAUGAUUUAAAUGAGUCACUGUAUCAUAUGGAAAACAAAUGGAAAGAAGCAUGCAAAACUAUUGAGAGAUUAGAGAAGGAGUACAAAGAUCAAGAAUUCAAACUUACAGAAGUUUCAACAAACGAUACAAAUUGA